This is a messenger RNA of Hyla sarda, 3879 nucleotides long. Its product is annotated as serine/arginine repetitive matrix protein 2-like. NCBI's taxonomy places the organism in Eukaryota, Metazoa, Chordata, Amphibia, Anura, Hylidae. The coding region runs from base 1 to 3546 and encodes 1181 amino acids. Gene Ontology annotation, molecular function: beta1-adrenergic receptor activity. Gene Ontology annotation, cellular component: membrane. The record is from RefSeq and is a predicted model, not a curated record. Gene Ontology annotation, biological process: adenylate cyclase-activating adrenergic receptor signaling pathway; positive regulation of heart rate by epinephrine-norepinephrine; norepinephrine-epinephrine-mediated vasodilation involved in regulation of systemic arterial blood pressure. The transcript has 3 exons.
AUGGCUGCGGCUGAUGGAGGAGCAGAGACCGGGAGAUCCGCGCUAGACACCGGGCUCCGGAACCAAGAACCAGGGCUACAGAACCCAGAGCAUCCAGAACCAGGACUGCAGGACCCAGAUCAUCCAGAACCAGGGCUACAGAACCCAGAGCAUCCAGAACCAGGGCUACAGAACCCAGAGCAUCCAGAACUGCAGAACCCAGAGCAUCCAGAACCAGGGCUACAGAACUCAAAGCAUCCAGAACCAGGGCUACAGAACCCAGAUCAUCCAGAACUACAGAACCCAGAGCAUCCAGAACCAGGGCUACAGAACCCAGAGCAUCCAGGACUACAGGACCCAGAGCAUCCAGAACCAGGGCUACAGGACCCAGAGCAUCCAGAACCAGGGCUGCAGAACCCAGAGCAUCCAGAACCAGGGCUGCAGGACCCAAAGUAUCCAGGACUGCAGGACCCAGAGCAUCCAGAACCAGGACUACAGGACCCAGAGCAUCCAGAACCAGGGCUGCAGGACCCAAAGUAUCCAGAACCAGGGCUGCAGAACCCAGAGCAUCCAGAACCAGGGCUGCAGAACCCAGAGCAUCCAGAACCAGGGCUGCAGGACCCAAAGUAUCCAGGACUGCAGGACCCAGAGCAUCCAGAACCAGGACUACAGGACCCAGAGCAUCCAGAACCAGGGCUGCAGGACCCAAAGUAUCCAGAACCAGGGCUGCAGAACCCAGAGCAUCCAGAACCAGGGCUGCAGAACCCAGAGCAUCCAGAUCCAGGGCUGCAGGACCCAGAGCAUCCAGAACCAGGGCUGCAGGACCCAAAAACCAGGGCUGCGGAACACAGAUCAUCCAGAACCAGGGCUGCAGGACCCAGAGCAUCCAGAACCAGGGCUGCAGGAUCCAGAGCCUCCAGAACCAGGGCUGCAGGACCGAGAGCCUCCAGAACCAGGGCUGCAGGACCGAGAGCCUCCAGAACCAGGGCUGCAGGACCCAGAGCAUCCAGAACCAGGGCUGCAGGACCCAGAGAAUACAGAACCAGGGCUACAGAACCCAGAGCAUCCAGAACCAGGGCUGCAGGACCCAGAGCAUCCAGAACCAGGGCUGCAGGACCCGGAGAAUACAGAACCAGGGCUGCAGAACCCAGAGCAUCCAGAACCAGGGCUGCAGGACCCAGAGAAUACAGAACCAGGGCUGCAGAACCCAAAGUAUCCAGAACCAGGUCUGCAGGACCCAGAGCAUCCAGAACCAGGGUUGCAGAACCCAAAGUAUCCAGAACCAGGUCUGCAGGACCCACAUCAUCCAGAACCAGGGCUGCAGAACCCAAAGUAUCCAGGACUGCAGAACCCAGAGCAUCCAUAACCAGGACUAUAGAACCCAGAGAAUCCAGAACCAGGGCUGCAGGACCAAGAGCAUCCAGAACCAGGGCUGGAGAACCCAUAGCAUCCAGAACCAGGACUACAGAACCCAGAGCAUCUGGAACAAGGACUGCAGAGCACACAGCAUCCAGAACCAGGACUACAGAACCCAGAGCAUCCAGAACCAGGACUACAGAACCCAGAGCAUCCAGAACCAGGACUACAGAACACACAGCAUCCAGGACUACAGAACCCAGAGCAUCCAGAACCAGGACUACAGGAUCCAGAGCAUCUGGAACAAGGACUACAGAACACACAGCAUCCAGAACCAAGGCUGCAGAACCCAGAGCAUCCAGAACCAAGGCUGCAAAACCCAGAGCAUCCAGAACCUGGCGUACAGAGCAAAAAUUAUUCAGAACCAGGACUGCAGAACCCAGAGCAUCAGAAUCAAAGGCUUCAGAGCAAGAAUUAUCCAAAACAAGAACAACAGAACCUGGUGCAUCUAGAACCAGCUAUCCAAAACACAAAGCAGCUAGAACCUGUGUUACAAAGCAAGAAGUAGCUAGAACAGGAGCUGCAGAACUUGAAUCAUCCAAAACUUGGUCCACAGAACUGGGAGCUUAUAGAACCAGGGUUACAAAACCCACAACAUCCAGAACAAGAAGUGCAGAAAGCAGAGACAAAGCUACAGAACCUAGAACAAUCCUAAUCAGGGGUGAAUCCAGAACAGCAGAACACAGAACCAGCGCUGCUGAGUACAUAUCAUACGGACCCAGGAGCACUGCAGAACCCUGCGCCCCAGCAGUUUGUGCCCACUGGACUCCUGCACCUAGAACCUCAGCAUCCAGUGCAGGCUCACAGGGGAUUGCCCCCAUAUCCAGGGCACCAGGUUGUAGGGGCUCCAGCACUGAUCCCAGGGGCCCCGAGGGCUCCGCACACAUCCCCUGUGAACACCUUCUGCUCAGCUCAUCCCUCCUAUGUUCCCCUAACCAAACCUCCUCUUCUGCCCCCCCAGGGUCUGCAGGAUUCAUGGGGGACAGCUGCGUGCCCCCUGUCUUCAGAAACCGGAGUGUCCCUACAGGGCCCAGCCCCCUCCUCCCCCCCUCUGAGAUGUCCCCCCAGUGGACCAUAGGUAUGGCAGCCCUGAUGACCACCAUCAUCUUCCUCAUCCUCAUGGGCAACAUCAUGGUCAUUGUGGCCAUUGCCAAGAACCAGAGACUUCAGACCUUGACCAACGUGUUCAUCACCUCCCUGGCCUGUGCCGACCUCAUCAUGGGGCUCUUUGUGGUUCCCCUGGGGGCCACCCUGGUGGUGAGUGGCACCUGGAUGUACGGCUCCAUCUUUUGUGAGUUCUGGACCUCGGUGGAUGUUCUGUGCGUCACCGCCAGUAUAGAGACCCUGUGUGUCAUCGCCAUCGACCGCUACAUCGCCAUCACUUCCCCCUUCCGCUACCAGAGCAUGCUGACCAAGGCCAGGGCCAAGAGCAUCGUGUGCACAGUGUGGGCCAUCUCCGCUCUGGUCUCCUUCCUGCCCAUCAUGAUGCACUGGUGGAGGGACACCAAUGACCCAUUGGCCCUGAGUUGCUAUGACGACCCCGGGUGCUGUGACUUUGUCACCAACAGAGCCUACGCCAUCGCGUCCUCCAUCAUCUCCUUCUACGUCCCCUUGGUGGUCAUGAUCUUCGUCUACUUCAGGGUCUUCAAGGAAGCCAAGAAGCAGAUGAAGAAGAUCGAUAAGUGCGAGGGCCGAUUCCACAACAACCAGUCUCUCGGCAACGCCAAGUCCAGCCGGAGGAGACUGUCCAGAAUGUUGGUGGUCAAGGAGCAGAAGGCGCUGAAAACCUUGGGCAUCAUCAUGGGCACCUUCACCCUGUGCUGGCUGCCCUUCUUCUUGGCCAACAUCGUGAACGUCUUCUACAGGAACCUCAUUCCCGACAAGCUCUUCUUGUUCCUGAACUGGUUGGGGUACGUCAACUCGGCCUUUAACCCCAUCAUCUACUGCAGGAGCCCGGACUUUAGGAAAGCCUUCAAGAGGCUCCUGUGCUGCCCCCGGAAGGCGACCAGAAGGCUGCACGCUGCCACCGACAUCACCAGACAUUCUACGGGGUUGGCAAACUCUCUAGAUACCUCCAAUGUACUGGCCACAUGGACCGAGUGCAACGGGACCACCCAGCAGUCCAUGGAGUUCCUUGAGCCACCCACCUGAGGACUAGCCCCUGAGACACCCGAAAUCAGUGCUCCCCAAUCUGUGCCCCCCCCCCCAGGUGUGGCCAAACUACAUCUCCCAUCGUACCCCAAGAAGAUGAAGGCUCUGUUGCUGUUGCAAAACUACAACUCUCAGCAUGCCCUGACCGCUGCAGCCCUAUUGUUUGUCAGGGAAUGAUGGGAGUUUUAGUUGUGCAACAGGUGCGGGCUUAUUCAGCAUUUGGAAAACUACAUCACCCAUCAUCCCCUGGCAGCCGAAGGAUCUAUAGCUCAGUGUUUCCCAACCAGCGUGCCUCCAGCUGUUGCCAAACUACAACUCCCAGCAUGCCAGGAC